CAGUAAUCAAGUAGUAAAAAAAGCCGACAAAUGUCCCAUAAUCCGAACUAAACAAAGAAAUAAUAUUUUAACAAAAUGGCGACCCACGCAAGACAUGGUUCGGGCUGGCCAGUAAAACGGCAUCCUUCCUCGGAAUCCCACGCCGCCAGUAAUGAACAAAAGCCAGGAAGCCCAAGAUUGAUAAACUUGUAUCCCCUUACUAACUACACAUUUGGCACCAAGGACCCACUUUACGAGAAGGAUGCUUCAGUUCCAGCCAGAUUUCAGAGGAUGCGUGACGAAUUCGACAAGUACGGAAUGCGAAGAUCUGUAGAGGGAGUGCUCAUUGUUCACGAACAUGGGCUGCCUCAUGUUUUGCUGCUCCAGUUGGGAACCACAUUUUUUAAACUACCUGGAGGUGAGUUACGCCAAGAUGAGGAUCAAAUUUUGGGUUUGAAGCGGCUACUGACAGAGACUCUGGGGCGGCAGGAUGGGGCUGCCAUGGAGUGGACGGUGGAGGAGACCAUCGGUAACUGGUGGAGACCAAACUUUGAUCCCCCACAGUAUCCUUAUGUUCCUGCUCACAUAACCCGGCCAAAAGAACACAAGAAGCUGUUCCUAGUGCAAUUACCUGAAAAAGCAUUGUUUGCUGUUCCGCGCAACUACAAGCUGGUGGCUGCACCAUUGUUUGAGCUGUACGACAACUCCACGGGAUAUGGACCAAUCAUCUCCACUUUGCCACAGACACUUAGCAGGUUUGAUUUCAACUACAACUAAACCAAGUGACAGAGAGAACAAGUAUCUUAGUGGUUUGGUGACAAGUUUUGUGGCAGCUUCAAUCAAUUUUGAUGUUCACAGUCAAUGCAACUGAAGUGUCAUCUGCAGCAGUCAAACUUGAGAAUGAAAGUGAUACAGUUUUGUAAUGUGUACAUAAAACUUAUCAGUACUGAGUAUUGUUAUCGUCCUAAUUGUCAUCAUCAUCAUGAUAGUGUGUUCCCACGCAACUGGUUCUGUUGCAAGAAACAUUGCUGAUUGCUUUGUGUUUGUUGUAAAAUAGGCACGUUUUAUGUAUGUGUUUUAUACUAUUGAAGCAAAAUCUGUCUAAACAUGUAUGCAUCUCUUGACAUUGCACAAGUUUUUGUACAAAACGUUAAGAAAAUUCAAUAUGUUAGAGUGAAAUGUUAUAAGGAAGAAUUUUAAGUACUUUUUUGCUUUGCUUCUUAACACCUUUUUUUCAAACAUUGUACAAAUUCAUACUAAUAGUAACUGUUUUGUAUGGUUAGUACUGUCAUACAUCGUAUUAAAAUCAUGAACAUGUUGUGUUCUUUGAUUUUUACUGGAAGCAGAUGAUUUUUAUGCAAAUAGAUAUUUAUGAAAAAAUAGAUAUAAAAGUUUUGCUGACAUUUUCAUUAUUUGAAUACCUUUCAGUAUUCUACUUUUUCUUGCUUUUUUAACAGGAUCAUAUUUGUUACUUCUUGUUGGCUAAAUACUUUAAAGGACCUUUUCACAGAUUUUGGCAUGUAUUGAAGUCUGUCAUUCUAUGCUCUAUACAUGUAUUGAUAAAUGUAAACAUUGGUUCUAAAAAGCUCCAGUUAAAAAACAAAAACAUAAUUAAAGAAAGAAAAAAAGGUAACCGUAAACUGGGCUCGAACCACUGACCCCUGGAGAAAAAGGCCAACGCUUAGACCACUCGGCCAUCCAUGCUCAUUCAAUGAGUGAUGUAUUUUAUACUUUAUAUAAACAAUCCUUGUAGUUUCACAAAAUAUAAUGACAACAACAGAAUCUCCAAAUUAUUCAAGCAUUUUUCGAUGCAGCACUUUAUCAUUUUUUAGGUUUUUAAUCAUCAAAAGAUGCAUAUAAUGUAUAUUUUAAGUCAUGGUUAAUGUUCAGUAUUACUGUGUCCUCACAAAUAUAAUGACUACAACGAAAUCAGGGAAUCUGUAACAAUAUUUUUAUGUUUUGUUAACCAAAACGUGAAAAGGUCCCUUUAAGUGGAAUGAAGGGAUUUUGAGUAUAAUUUUGCCAAAUUUGCUUAAUAAUCUAAAAAAUACAUGAGCAAUAUCAGUAAAAACAAAUACUGUAGCUGAUCUGCAUAACUGGAAUUAAUGUAUUCGUUAAUAGAUUUUUUUUGUGCCUCUUAGCUUCGGACAUUCUAAGCACCAAUGUCACUUAAGAAUUGUUUUUACAUUAAAGUUUAAACUUGACCUACAAUAUAGGGGAAAAAAGUUGUAUUAUUUAUUUAUUGGAAAAAAAAACAAGCAAUAACUUUGUGAUUUUGAAUAAAGAUAUAUUUUGUU
Messenger RNA from Dreissena polymorpha, 2276 nucleotides. Its product is annotated as cleavage and polyadenylation specificity factor subunit 5-like. Gene Ontology annotation, molecular function: mRNA binding. The record is from RefSeq and is a predicted model, not a curated record. Gene Ontology annotation, cellular component: mRNA cleavage factor complex. Bases 76 to 756 code for a protein of 226 amino acids. The transcript has 7 exons. NCBI's taxonomy places the organism in Eukaryota, Metazoa, Mollusca, Bivalvia, Myida, Dreissenidae.